AUGUCGAACCAACAAUACCCACAUCGUGAUGGCCUCGCAAGACGGCUGCUGUUCGCCUUUAUUGGCCAUCCAGACCCUGUUCUUCCCACUGCAGUUCAUGGUGCACCCCCAAUGAACAACCACAGCCAAACAAUGGAACUACCACCAGAAGUUCGCGCAAAGCGCCUCACGAUUGCGAGAACGGAAGCAAACGCGCUGAUCCCACCCAGCGACAAGCUUCUGGUCUUCCGUGCCCUCACAGGCAUCGAUAGCGUCCCGACAUUGAACACCCUCCACCACUACGACCGUACAGCCCCCAACGUCGGCAUCUACGCCCGAGUGGUCCAAGCAGAACGAUUCACCGCCAAGCGAUACCGCUUCUACAGUAUCCUCAUCAACACGUGUCUGGCGAUUCAGAUUGUUGUCGCUGCGUCGCUGACGGCCCUCGGCGCUGCUGCUGGCCCGCAUUCCGCCGUGACCGCGUUCGGCGCCAUCAACACCAUCAUGGCUGGAAUCCUAACCUAUCUGAAGGGAUCCGGUCUCCCAGAUCGACUGAAGCACUACCAGAACGAAUGGCGCAAUAUCCGGGAAUACAUCGAGCAGCGAGAACGUGAAUUCUGCCUGGACGGAUGCGAGCUUGACGUCCAGGAGGAGAUCCAGUAUAUCGAGCAUCUGUACGAAGGCGUGAAACGGGAGAUCGAGGCAAUGAAAGGCGGCGGCGAGAGCCGCGCAUCGAUGCAACAUGGACAGUACAAUCGAAGAUCCUUCUUGCCUUCGCAAUCGCGGAGUCAGGACGUUUCGAGCCCAAGCCCUGUGACGAUACCGGAACGGUCUUAUGAGAAAAAUUGA
Aspergillus pseudonomiae is the source of this 828-nucleotide messenger RNA. RefSeq lists its product as uncharacterized. The coding region runs from base 1 to 828 and encodes 275 amino acids. The transcript has a single exon. NCBI's taxonomy places the organism in Eukaryota, Fungi, Ascomycota, Eurotiomycetes, Eurotiales, Aspergillaceae. The record is from RefSeq and is a predicted model, not a curated record.